Molecule: messenger RNA, 1344 nt
Organism: Colletotrichum karsti
Lineage: Eukaryota; Fungi; Ascomycota; Sordariomycetes; Glomerellales; Glomerellaceae
Product: vitamin H transporter
Exons: 5
Coding region: 1-1344 (447 amino acids)
Biological process (GO): transmembrane transport
Cellular component (GO): membrane
Molecular function (GO): transmembrane transporter activity
Source: RefSeq, a predicted model, not a curated record
AUGGAGGCCAGCGACCAAAAAGAACAAGGCAACAUGCCGGAGCAUGUUGAAUCCCCGACUCAGGCGAUCACUUGGACAGAGGAGGAAGAGAAGGCUCUCGUCAAAAAGAUUGAUCUCUUCCUGAUGCCAACUAUCUGCAUCGGCAAUGCGAAGAUUGCUGGAAUGGCAGACGACAUCGGCCUGUCAUCGGCUCAAUACAGUGUCGUGUUAGUUGUAUUUUUCAUCGGCUAUGUUAUCUUCGAGCCGCCGUCGAACAUGAUUCUUGUCCGAACCCGACCCUCCCUAUACCUCCCCGCCAUCAUGGCCAUUUGGGGCGUUCUCACAUGCAUUAUGGCUGUCGUAAAGCACUACCACCACCUCAUCGUACUUCGGGUGUUUGUUGGAAUCGCAGAAUCUGGUUUCGCCCCGGGCAUACUCCUAAUCAUCUCGUCUUGGUACCGGCGCACGGAACAGUCGAAGCGUUUCGCGGUCUUCAUGUCAGCAGCAAUUCUGUCUGGAGCAUUCGGGGGACUGCUCGCAGGCGCCAUCACCAGCGGCCUGGAGGGGGCACAUGGUAUACGUGGAUGGCGAUGGCUCUUCAUCGUCGAAGGCGUUGCGACGGUCGGGUGGGCUGGCAUUUGCACGUUCAUCCUGCUCGAUUUCCCUGCCACUUCAAAGAGACUGACUGCCAGAGAGCGAGCGAUUGCUGUUGCGAGGCUGCAACAAGAUAAUGUUACCGUCCGCGAAACAGAUGAAAAGUUAGGCAAGAGCCAAUCCUUCAUGCUGGCGCUGAGAGAUUGGAGGACUUGGGGGUUCAUCUUCGGAUACAUGGUCAUCGUUGGGUCAUCCACACUAUCCUACUUCUACCCGACUCUAGUCAACGGACUGGGGUUUACAUCAACUGUCCAAGCACAGUAUAUGACUGUUCCUAUCUACGCCUUCGCGUUCGUCUGCACCGCCAUCAGCGGCUACUUCGGAGACAAAAUACCUGAUCAUCGUGGACUGGUCAUCGCCGGAUGGCUUGCAUUUAGCAUGAUCACAUCCAUCAUAGUCUGCGUUGUGUACAACUUUACGGCUCGCUACGUGCUCCUUGUACUCAUGGCUGCUGGUCUUUGGGCAUCCAAUGCUAUGUCGCUGUCUUUCGCUAGCUCAACAUUCGGAAGCAUGGAUGCAGAGGUCCGCGCCAUUGCACUGGCGUUGAUGAAUGCUUUAGGAAACCUAGCGCAGAUCUAUGGGGCUUACCUUUUCCCGACUGACGAUGCCCCCAAAUAUCUCAUGGGUUUCGGCGUCAUCUCAGGCAUGUUAGGAUUUGGAACAACGGUUUACGUGGUGAUGCAUGUACUGGUCAAGCGAUGGAAACCUUGA